AAAAGGUGAAAAGGAAGCUGAAGUGAAACUGCAGGUUUCUCGCCUGUUGUUUAGACUUCACCAGAAACUGUUGUGUGUCGGAGACGCUGAGCCGGAGCGCACACGCUUUAAACUCCUGGGAUGUCAGAGAGCAAGGACGACCACCUGUGGGACACGUGUGUGGGUUCAGAGGACGAAGGCAGGAGGAUGAAGAGGCGAGAGAAAAACAGAGUUGCAGCUCAGAAGAGUCGCAAGAGACAAACACAGAGAGCCGACCUGCUGCAUGAGGCCUGUGAGCUGCUGGAGCAGAGGAACCAGAAGCUGAGGACCGAGGUGGAUUCUCUGUCCGAGGAGCAGCGACUCCUGACUGAAGCUCUCUCCGCCCACGAGUCACAGUGUCCCAUGAUGCACUGCUUCUUCUCCUCGUCCAGCCUGCAGCCUGACAACAUGGCCACCUGUUCAGUCUAAGGUCAGGGGGUCACGUCUCUGACCUCUGACCUCUGUAUCAUCUCUACAGCUGUAAUCCACCGUGUGAUGCUACAACACAACUCCAGAGGGCAGUGUUCACUAUGAUCAGACACAAAGUGUCAGAUUUCAUAAUGGCAGUGAAGAGCGCCCCCCGGUGGCCACACUGUACAUUACCAUCACUGUGGUUCCACUCCUCUUUCAGGGGAAAAAUUAAAUAAUAGUUAUAAUAAUAGUAUGCAUAUUGUCCCUUCACAUAUGAAGACUGAAUUAUUCUGUUCCGUUUUAAAAAACUUAUUUUGGGUUUGUGACUGCACAACUUUUAUUUUAUGUUUUUAUUUCAUUUUAGAGUCCGAUGCACGUUUCCUCUGUUGUGUUAAAAUAAAAGAGAUUGUGUGAUGUGAUGAUCUGAGGUGUAAAAUCUGUUCAGUUAAAAGGUUAUGAAAUAAUAUCUUAUCUCUCUACAAUAGUAUUACACAAUAGCUUAU
Molecule: messenger RNA, 932 nt
Organism: Platichthys flesus (European flounder)
Lineage: Eukaryota; Metazoa; Chordata; Actinopteri; Pleuronectiformes; Pleuronectidae
Gene: batf3
Product: basic leucine zipper transcription factor, ATF-like 3
Exons: 4
Coding region: 121-447 (108 amino acids)
Biological process (GO): regulation of transcription by RNA polymerase II
Cellular component (GO): nucleus
Molecular function (GO): DNA-binding transcription factor activity, RNA polymerase II-specific; RNA polymerase II cis-regulatory region sequence-specific DNA binding
Source: RefSeq, a predicted model, not a curated record